Puntigrus tetrazona (Sumatra barb) is the source of this 2741-nucleotide messenger RNA. RefSeq names its product low molecular weight neuronal intermediate filament-like. The record is from RefSeq and is a predicted model, not a curated record. NCBI's taxonomy places the organism in Eukaryota, Metazoa, Chordata, Actinopteri, Cypriniformes, Cyprinidae. Gene Ontology annotation, cellular component: intermediate filament. Gene Ontology annotation, molecular function: structural molecule activity.
UAUCCUUUCUUGGAGAUUAACAAUGAAUAUAACAGAUCCUUAUUAUGAUGCGUCAGACUGUGGGACUUCAGUACAAGUAUACUGAAGCCGAUUUAAAGAAAGCGCGUGCUUUUCUGUUUGUAUUUGGUGCGCUAUAUAUGAGCUGAAUCAGACUUUGACUUUGGGGAGUGUGCGUCAAAACGCGUCUCUUAUUCACGCUAACAAAGUGCGCGUCAAACAUACCCGUACGGUCUGCACGCCACGGCCUCUGCGGAUAAAUAGCACACAAAAUGCAAAUCUCCUGCCACUGAUUGGCAAAUUCAAGCGCCCCAAACCUUGGCUCACGAAACCCCGCCGGCCUCUGUAGAGAUCGCAGGACCCUAAAUAUUCUAUGAACGCCAAAACAAAAACAAAGUGCGUAUCACAUGCACGCAAGACGUCCUAUCACGUGCACGCCAAACUCACUUUUUUUGCGUAUAGAUUGCAGGCAAAGUGCAAAAAUCGUGCUACUGAUAUUUCAACCCUUUCGAAGCCCUCACAGCACGGCCACAAAAGCGCGUAUCAUAUGCACGCCGACGUCACUUCACGCGUACGCCACAAAACCUCAGUUCACGAACUUUCCCUUGAGGAACCCAAACGCGGUUUUCUGUACUUCUUUGGCCUUUUUAUCUAUACGCUCGCUUUCUUAGUUGGCAACCUCCACCCGAAAGGGAUGAGUGGCCACAAAAGCAGAUCGAGACAGUGAAUGAGCGAGCCCUCUCCUGGGACUCUGUCUUUUUGCUCAGGGUUGCAGGUUUGCCCCUUCACCACCGCCCAUGCGUCAGAUGAUGCUCGCGCGCUCCGACUAUAAAAGACGCCGGUGCGCCAUCCCGACCGGCACUCUCUUUCUCUUUCUCUGUCUUCCCGCAUCCACACACUUACUUCACUCGCUCGGUCCGUGAUCUCCAGCGCGCCAGCAUGAGCUAUUCCGGCGACAUGUACACGAGCAGCUCCUACAGGAAGAUUUUCGGAGAUGCGCCGCGGCGCGUCCCGACGGCGGGUUACCGCUCCGGAGCGCAGCUUCAGCAGCAACAUCAGCACCGCACCUACGGCUCUCCGUCCCCUGCGAUCGUAUCCUCAAGUUACCGGACCAAGCGCGGCUUCCAGCCCAUGCAGGACUCCGUGGACCUGACCCAGACCACCGCCAUCACCAACGAGCUGAAGAUCAUCCGCACCAACGAGAAGGAGCAGCUGCAGGGCCUGAACGACCGCUUCGUGACGUUCAUCGAGAAGGUGCACAACCUCGAGCAGCACAACAAAGUUCUGGAGGCGGAGGUCGCGCUGCUGCGCCAGCGUCACAGCGAGCCGUCGCGUCUGCACGACCUCUACGAGCAGGAGAUCCGCGAGCUGCGCGCGCGCGUCGAGGAGCUGACGCACGAGAAGAGCCAGAUGCACCUGGACUGCGUGCAGAUGAACGACGCGCUGGAGCGCCUCAAGGACAAGCUGGAGGAGGAGAGCCGGCUGAGGGAGGAGGCCGAGGGCAGUCUGAAGGGGUACCGCAAGGACGUGGACGACGCCACGCUGACGCGCCUGGAGCUGGAGAAGAAAGUGGAGUCUCUGCUGGAUGAGAUCGCCUUCCUCAGGAAGGUGCACGAGGAGGAGCUGCAGGAGCUCCAGGCGUCGCUCCAGGCCACGCAGGUGUCUGUGGAGAUGGGCGUGAGCAAGCCGGACCUCGCUGUAGCCCUGAAGGACAUUCGUGUCCAGUCACAGUCUCUCUCCCGGAACCAGCAGCAGGCGGAGGAAUGGUACCGCUCAAGUUCGUCCACGGUGACGAGGGCGGCGGCGCGCAACAACGAUGCCCUGAAGCAGACCAAAGACAGGCUGUGUGAGUACCGCCGACAGCUGCAGGCCCGCACCCUGGAGAUCGAGGCCCUGAAAGCCCACAACGAGGCUUUAGAGAGACAGCUGGCGGAGAUGGAGGACCGCCACAGCAACGAGAUCGGCGAGCUGCAGGACACUAUUCAGCAGCUGGAAUCCGCUCUGAGGAGCACCAAGGGUGAGAUGUCCCGUCAUCUGCGUGAAUACCAGGACCUGCUAAACGUCAAGAUGGCGCUGGACAUCGAGAUCGCCGCCUACAGGAAGCUGCUGGAAGGAGAGGAAUGCCGUCUGAGCUCUGUGGGCGGUGCCUUGCUACACUCCGCCUACUCUUACACGCCGAGCCGCACCUAUGCCCUGAGGAAGGGCGGAGCCAAACCCGAGACAGAGGAAGAGGAAGAGCAGGAAGAGGAAGAAGAGGAGGAGAAGGAAGAGGAAGGAGAAGAGGAGGAGGAGGAGAGGAGGAGGCCGAGAAGGAGAAGAACAGGACGGGGGGAGGCGGCGAGGAGGGAGGAGGAGGAGGAGGAAGAAGAAGAAGAACAGGAGGAUGAGAAGGAAAAGGAAAAAGCCGAUGAGAAGAAGGAAAAGGAAGAGAAGAAGAGCCCAAAGGAACAGAAAGAGAAUGAGAAAGAGAAAGAAAAGGAGAAGGAGAAGGAGAAGAAGAGCGAUAGCAAUAAGGCAGACAGCAAGAGCGCUAAGAGUGAGAAGGGGGACAAUAACAAGAGUGAGAAGACCUCGGCGCUCAAGAGCAAGUAAAGCAUCGACAAAAACACAUCCAGCGUCCAUCCAUCCAUCCAUCCUCACCUCACUGACCUCAUCUGGAUCUCUGCUGCUGACCCAAGAGUUCUGCUCAUCAUUUACUUUCUUACAAUAAGAGAGUGUUUCACACAAACCUCCGGAAGGAAAGA